Messenger RNA from Capsicum annuum, 341 nucleotides. RefSeq lists its product as uncharacterized. The transcript has a single exon. The record is from RefSeq and is a predicted model, not a curated record. The annotation marks the transcript as partial. Lineage: Eukaryota; Viridiplantae; Streptophyta; Magnoliopsida; Solanales; Solanaceae.
AUGAAAAAUUUGAAAAACCAGAGCAAAGCUAUGAAAAUGAAAUGGUUGUGGAGAUAUGCUCAUGAGCAACAUUCCCUAUGGAAAAAGGUGAUCAAAUUGAAGUACGGAGAAUUAGAUGGUUGGGUUACUAAAGAAGCAAACAACCCAUACAGGGUUACUGUCUGGAGAUCUAUCAGAUGUUGGUGGCCUAUUCUUCUUAAUCACACUACCAUUUCAGUCAAUGAUGGUGGAAGAACUGCUUUCUGGAAAGACAAGUGGUUAGGUAAUAGGAGUUUGUCAGUAGUGUUUCCAGAUUUGUUUGAUUUAGUGCUAAACCAGAACAGUAAUGUGGCAGACAUGUG